CUCAUCAACUCGUCAAUGUAUGCCAUGAAAAAUAUUCUGCCGGACCCUGAUUUCAUCGUUUGGACGGGAGACGAUACUCCACAUGUACCUAACGAGGAUCUUGGAGAAGAGGCUGUUCUUAGCAUAAUUGGCAACCUCACCACCAUCAUAAAAGAAUUGUUUCCUAAAACCAAAGUGUACGCUGCUUUGGGAAAUCAUGACUACCACCCAAAGAGCCAGCUUCCACCAACACAGAGCAACAUUUAUGAACAGGUUGGAAAGCUAUGGCAGGACUGGUUGGAGCCCGGAUCCCAGAACACUUUUAAAGCAGGCGGAUACUACACUGAGAAGCUUCUCAAUCGAAAUGGUUUCAGAGUUUUGGUCCUCAACACUAACCUUUACUACGAUCAGAAUAAAGUCACAGCAAACCUCCCAGACCCAGCGGACCAAUUUAGCUGGACAGAUCAAAUGCUCACGGAAGCAGCGAAAAACAACGAGAAGGUGUAUAUUGUUGGUCACGUUCCUCCCGGUUUCUUUGAGAAAAAGCGUAGCAAGCCUUGGUUCCAGCCUCAGUUUAACAAGCGUUACCUUGAGCUGAUCCAGAAGCACCAUGCAGUUAUACUUGGCCAGUUCUUUGGACAUCAUCACACUGACAGUUUUCGCAUGUUCUACAGUCCAGACGGAGUUCCAAUCAGUGUCAUGUUCCUCACUCCUGGUGUGACUCCCUGGAAAACAACGUUGCCAGGAGUUGUUAAUGGGGCAAAUAAUCCUGGAAUUCGAGUCUUUGAGUAUGACCCCAACACACUUGUUGUCAAAGACAUGGUCACCUACUACCUGAACCUGACCUAUGCAAACCUGGCACAGGCAAGGUGGGAGAAGGAGUAUCGUCUGACGGAGGCCUUCCAGGUGUCAGAUGCCUCCACAGCCUCCAUGCAUGGUGUCCUGGGGAGAAUAGCAGAGGACAGAUGCUAUCUACAGAAAUACUAUGAGUACAACUCUGUCAGCUAUGACCUUUCGGAAUGUGAUGCAAACUGUCGUAUUGACCAUGUGUGUGCAAUAAGAGAGGUGGACUUUGAGAGAUUUGAACAGUGUGUGGUAAAAGAAGGGGUGUCUUCUCUGUGUCCCACAGUGCUGUCUGUUCUUGUCUCAAUGGUGCUUGGUCUGUGGGUCAGUUAUUAG
Messenger RNA from Chanos chanos (milkfish), 1158 nucleotides. RefSeq names its product sphingomyelin phosphodiesterase acid like 3B (gene smpdl3b). The record is from RefSeq and is a predicted model, not a curated record. The coding region runs from base 16 to 1158 and encodes 380 amino acids. Gene Ontology annotation, molecular function: phosphoric diester hydrolase activity. The transcript has 7 exons. NCBI's taxonomy places the organism in Eukaryota, Metazoa, Chordata, Actinopteri, Gonorynchiformes, Chanidae.